GGAAGGAGUGGCUUGUCAUGACAAGUUGACGACGUGAAGAUGUUGUGGCUGACAUGUUUGGUAUCAGAGGAUGUCCAGCCAGUGCAACGCAGUGCUCCCCUGCUGCAGUCACCACAGUACACCGGCGGACGGCCCCAGCCUUACAAUCCGUCAAGUGCAACGUCGCAGUCUUCGAGAUCCUGCAGUGAAGAAACGUCGAGUCAACACUCUUGUGAUCAUUCACAAAAUGUUUCAACAGAAAUGUCAAACACGGAUGUUAAGAAAGAAAGAGCGACGAUGGUAUUAAGCAAAAGAAUAGACAUGGAAUAUGGAAGCGGUGGGCCUCCGCCCCCGGGGAUGAUGAAAGAGAGACACGGGCCUCCACCGCCCCAUCACCCGCGUGACGGCCGUGGAUACGGACCGGAAGGUUACGGAGGCGAAGGAUUCGUGCCGCCGCCACCAAUGCACCACCCGUCUAUGCCGCCACAGAACCAGGGCGGUCCUCCACAGCAAGGCGCUGUCAUGAUGGUGUACGGACUGGAUCCCCAGACUGCCAACGCUGAUCGCCUCUUCAACCUGUGCUGCUUGUACGGCAACGUUGUCAGAAUAAAAUUCUUGAAGACAAAAGAAGGCACUGCGAUGGUGCAAAUGGGCGACGCUGCUUCCGUGGAGCGAUGCGUGCAGAACCUGAACAAUGUCACUGUUGGCGACUAUACUUUGACAUUAGCUUUCUCGAAGCAAGCAUACCUUUCGGAGGUGAUGAACCCCUAUCCGCUACCGGACAAGAGCCCCUCGUUCAAAGAUUAUAUGGGCAACAAGAACAACCGCUUCCUUACACCGGCCUCCAUACACAAGAACAGGAUACAGCCGCCAUCUAAGGUGCUGCACUUCUUCAACACGCCGCCUGAUGUGUCAGACGAUCAGCUGCUGCAGGUGUUCAAGGACUACGGCGUUGCACCACCUCACACUAUCUCCAAAUUCCCGUUGAAAAGUGAAAGGUCUUCGUCGGGCUUGAUGGAGUUCCAGAACAUAUCGCAGUCCGUGAUGGCGAUCAUGGCCUGUAACCACGCCACCAUCCAGCACCCCGGCGCAAAAUUCCCGUUCGUGAUGAAGCUGUGCUUCUCGUCCUCGCGACAAAUCGGGCAGGGCAAAGGUCAGCAGACGAAGAGAGACCAGAACCAGGAUCAGAGUCAGCGGCAAACGCAAAACAACGGGAUGGCCGAGCACGAAUACUAUUAAUGGCGUUGCGGCGGGCACACACACUCACACAUAUCAAGACGGACGGCAAAACACACACACACAGGCACACCACUACGAGUGCGGGGGCUGGGUUGCCAUUAAAAAAAAUUUAAUGAAAAAUUUAUCCCUCUAAAAAAAUGGAGCAAGAAUAAAAUAUUUUGAGAUCUCAAAAUAAACGGGCAUUUGGGGGAUAAUACAAAGAGGGGUAAUUUUUUCAUAAUGGCAACAUCUUUUGAAUAAUUCCUUAUUUUUACAAUAUUUGUGAAGUUCACAUCUUUAUAAAGACAUUAACAGUUAGUUUUUUAGUUUUAAAAUUUAGACACAAGUAACAGUUUUCAUGUUUUACUUUAACACAUUACAUUUCCAUAUUAUUCGUUUUCAUUUUCGUUUUUUAGGGGCAACGCUCCGUGCAUACACUAUGCAUUUCGUUUAGUAGCGCCUUAGGUAUUGAUUAAGAAUAUUCCCAUUUUAUUUCUAUAAUUGUUAGUUUUAGUAUUUCUCGGUGCCAUUUUCAAACACUUCCAAUAUACUGAACGUUUUAAUAAAAUUGACAUGUUUCAAAAAUUGACAUUAAUGAUUAUCAUAUCGACCUCUCUCCUGACUAGCUGCACUAAAAAUCAGUCUCCAUUCAUUGGCGUAAUUAUGUCUAUUUUUUCAGAUACGAAUAUAACUCAUUCACAGGACAUGUAUGACAAAAGCGAAGGGGGAUAAAGCGAUGAUACUUUGCCCUUUAAAAGUUACCUAAUGCAAUAGGUAGUUAGGAGAGAAACGGCACAAAGUUUUGAGGAUGGUACUGACAUGUUUCUGUUUAGAUACAAUUAUGUGUCAACGCAGAUUUAGCGCAAAAGCAAAUUUUCACUUCACCAACAUAUUAUGUUAAAUAAUGAGUAUGUCUGACACUUUAAAAUUGAACAGAAAUAUUUUUGGACGAUUUCUUUUGAUUCAUCAGUGUUUUAACCGCUCGAGCAGUUUCACAAUCUGCGUUGACAAUAAUAGCAAAUGAUAUUAGUUUGUUUGUUGACGAAAUCGUUGAAAAUGGUAUUUAGUUUUUAUUCCCUUUUUUGUACGUCGACUGGCAUUUCUAAAAUAUAAAAAUGUUACCAAAAAGUCAAUUCGUACAUUUGUUUAUGUGAAUUUUGGUUUUCUACCAUUCGGUUGUUUGUUUACUUGACAGUUGUGAAAAUGUACAAGAAAUAAAGAAACUGUGGUAUAAGGUAGUACAUUUGAGUUUCAUUUUUAAUCUUAUAAAACACGUUUGAAGUGUGCAUGUUUCUUUUUUAUUUUUGCAUGACAUUUUGUCGUAAAAGCUACUUCUUUGACCAUUCUCUAAAUUCUUAAGAAC
This is a messenger RNA of Hyposmocoma kahamanoa, 2560 nucleotides long. RefSeq names its product heterogeneous nuclear ribonucleoprotein L (gene sm). Gene Ontology annotation, biological process: regulation of RNA splicing. The transcript has 13 exons. Gene Ontology annotation, cellular component: nucleus. Bases 40 to 1218 code for a protein of 392 amino acids. Lineage: Eukaryota; Metazoa; Arthropoda; Insecta; Lepidoptera; Cosmopterigidae. Gene Ontology annotation, molecular function: mRNA binding. The record is from RefSeq and is a predicted model, not a curated record.